AUGUUUGCCACCCGUGCCCUCGGCUUCAGGGCCGCUCGACCUCUCUUCGAGCCCAUUCCCACACUCGAGAUCUACGAUUCUGACAGGCCAAUGCCUGGAUUUGAUGUCGCCAGCACGUCUGACAAGUCUCCCGUUGAACCAGCUCAUACUAUCUCCCAACGUCUGCGAACACUCAAGAAGAUUCCCCCAGAGUUGAUCCCUCUCGGUGUCGUCCUUGGUGUUGCCAUUGGUGCCGCCAUCUACUCUAGCUCAAAGAAGCUGUUCGGUGACAAGACCCUCCGUCUCACCCGAUCGAAGCGUGAGGAUCACUAA
This is a messenger RNA of Nannizzia gypsea CBS 118893, 312 nucleotides long. RefSeq lists its product as hypothetical. The transcript has 4 exons. The record is from RefSeq and is a predicted model, not a curated record. The coding region runs from base 1 to 312 and encodes 103 amino acids. Lineage: Eukaryota; Fungi; Ascomycota; Eurotiomycetes; Onygenales; Arthrodermataceae.